AUGGCGGCGCCAGCGGCGGUAGUGCCGGCGCAGCAGGCGGCCGACGUGGACUACCUUAUAACGAACGUGCUUAUGCCGGUGGACGCCGACGAAGACGGAAAUCCCAUGAACGGUUACGCGCGGUUCACUGUGCGCAUGUCUCGCGGAGUGAUCGAGUCGGUGUCAGCUGCUGCCAGGGAUGGUCAACGCACACACGCACAGCAUAGAGGCAUGGGGCAGAGGAGGUAUUGUGCCUCUGGUGUAUUGGGCAGCAGUACACACGGCAAUAGAGACUGUCAUGACUGGCGGCACAGCCGUGAUGGAUCACCUGUGAGUAUACCUCUCUACCCUUCUCCACCCCUCUCUGCCACUCUUCCCUCCCCCUCUGCUGCUGCUCCACGCCUCUCCAAGCCUCUCCACUCCUCUCCGAUACUUCUGCACCGCAUUAAAACGUACAUCCGAGACCUAUCAGACCUCGAGGCAGCAGUGCGGGCAUACAAGCACGUUGGCAUUCGAGCCUUCAUUGCCCCUAUGCUGGGCGAUUUAGACGUCUCAAUGCCUGCGAGCGCAACGAGAGGGCGAGGGGGGAGGGGGCGUGCCCUUGCAGUACAAGAGAUGGUGCUGCACCCCGUGCUGACAACCCUUCCCCCCCGUUCCUCCCCACUUCUCUCCUCCCCCUUCCCCCAUUACCAGAACUACUUCCCCUUGGUGCCGGACGCCUGCGAGCGCAACGAGAGGGCGAGGCAGGACGGGGUGUGCCCGGGCGCCAUGGGUACUGACGGUUAUUUCAGGGAGCAACUGGCUGAGCGGCAGGAGGCCAACACCGAGAGGGUCCUUUCCCUCUGGAGGGAAGCUGCGCAGAAGUUUCACGACCCAGAGGGCGGCAUCAACAUUGUGAUUGGUCCCGUGCAGAACUGGGGUGCUUCUGACGAGCUGAUCCGGAGGGCAGUGGACAUCCGAAAGGAGUUUGGGCUGUGCGGUCACAUCCACUUGCUGGAAUCACGGAUGCAAAAGCUGCAGAGCCGAUCGCGCUACCCGGACGGCGGGUGUGUGAAGCUUCUGAAAGACAUCGGAUGGCUGUCCCUCCUUGGGACCUCCUGUGCUCACUGCGUGUGGCUGUCUCCUCUCAUAUUCAAUUCCCAGGAGGAGGAGGAGGAGCAAGCCAUCAUGGCGGAGUGUGGGGCAGUGGCCGUGCAUAACCCCGAGGACGAGGAGCAAGCAAUCAUGGCGGAGUGUGGCGCAGUGGCCGUGCACAACCCCGUCUCCAACCUUCGCCUCGGCUCGGGCGUUGCUCCCAUAAGAGCGUACCUCGAUAAGGGCAUAACCGUGGCUAUCGGGUGCGACGGGCAGUGCUCCAACGACUCUCAGGACAUGCUUGAAGCCGUGAAGAUGGCGUGCAUUGUCAACCCUCUCACAACCCCUGAGUAUCGCCACUGGUUGUCCCCGAGGGAGGUGCUCAGAAUGGCAGCAGAGGGAGGGGCGGUCGCAGUGGGCAUGAAAGGGCGGGCGGGUCAAAUCAAGCCCGGCUACGUGGCGGAUGCUGUGCUGGUGGACCUGACUGCCCUCUCCAUGCUGCCUCGAGCCGACCCUGUGGGGCAACUGGUGCUCACCAGACAAAGCCGACCCUGUGGGGCAACUGGUGCUCACCAGACAAAGGUGAGAGGGCAUGGGCGGGUGAGUGAGGUGGCUUGGGUGGAUGAGGCUGUGGUGGAGAGGCAGCAUAGAGGCAGCAUAGACAGCAGUGGCGGAUGCUGUGUUGGAGGACCUGACUGCUCUUUCCUUGCUGCCUCCAGCCGACCCUGUGGGGCAACUGGUGCUCACCAGACAAAGGUACAGAGGGAGGGAGGAAUAUUGAGAAGAUUAUUGGGAGGGCUAAGGUAA
Molecule: messenger RNA, 1860 nt
Organism: Closterium sp. NIES-65
Lineage: Eukaryota; Viridiplantae; Streptophyta; Zygnematophyceae; Desmidiales; Closteriaceae
Source: the annotation of a GenBank genome assembly